This is a messenger RNA of Symbiodinium sp. CCMP2456, 294 nucleotides long. The record is from the annotation of a GenBank genome assembly. NCBI's taxonomy places the organism in Eukaryota, Dinophyceae, Suessiales, Symbiodiniaceae.
GAGCCAUCGGUGCGCUGGAUUUGUCAGUUUUCUGUCUCUGACCACACGGGCACCCAGUACAUGAGCUCCUUUGACGACGUCGGGCAGGUGAUCAUGGGCUGCAAGGCUGAAGAAGUUGGCCGCCGUUGGGAUCGCCGUGAGGAAGACAGCGUCCAAAGAGAGCUAGAGCGCCUGUUCAACGCGGGGUUGCACAAGCGAUGGAGGAUCCGCGUCAAGUCCAGGAAGGAGUUCUGGAACGACGAGGAGAAGCUGAAGUUUACGGCGGUGGAGAUGACGCCGAUAGACCUUGUCCAG